Messenger RNA from Heterobasidion irregulare TC 32-1, 634 nucleotides. RefSeq lists its product as uncharacterized. Bases 1 to 513 code for a protein of 170 amino acids. NCBI's taxonomy places the organism in Eukaryota, Fungi, Basidiomycota, Agaricomycetes, Russulales, Bondarzewiaceae. The record is from RefSeq and is a predicted model, not a curated record. The transcript is spliced from 3 exons.
AUGGUCGUCGCCGUUGCGCCUGUUCCUGGACAUACAGUGGUCCCUCUUGUGGCUGUAGACUGCAUCCUUCCGGAAGAAGGGGACUCCACAAUGGCCGCAUUUGAACUUUGCAGGGUUUCCGUGGUCGCGGCUGGCCUUGUGACGGGCCAUGUCGGACGCGCACGACAGCCACAAGUUGCACUCUUCGCAGACGUGUCGCCGUUGAGAGCCUUCCGAAGGACUGCGGUACAGCCUCGGGGGCUGGCUCGCCGGUGGGGUUCUCCACCCUGUAGGUGGACGUCGUCGAUUUGCUGUUUGUUCCUUGGAGGGCGCUGCCGGGGCUGUACGACGUCGACCACGAGCAGAGUUCUCCGAAAAAGACUGAGCGAUUCAGCUUUCUAUCCGCAUCCAUCCGAAGUGCGAGACGAUGGCAACGAGGGUGGUAAAGAAAGGAAAAGCGAAGGCAUUGAUGGCGUGCGGCGAUGCGCGCAAAACAAAGGAGCAAGUGUAGAGAAAGAGGAAGCGAACGAAUGAAAACGUUGAUCGUUCCCGGCGUCAUUUAUGUGUGUAAUUGUUCUACCUGGUAGUCGAGUUGAUGCCGAGGCCCCCCUCAUAGAUGUCCUUCGCAAUUCGUCUCCGACUCUGUAAUCACAUU